Pieris macdunnoughi is the source of this 294-nucleotide messenger RNA. NCBI's taxonomy places the organism in Eukaryota, Metazoa, Arthropoda, Insecta, Lepidoptera, Pieridae. The record is from the annotation of a GenBank genome assembly.
AUGGAAAAAAUUCCAGACAGACUAGGAUAUUUAAUAUUAACAGAGGAUGGUGCUGUACUAGAAUCGGGUGGAGAACUAGAAAACGACGAACGAGUUGCAACCAUUGUUACUGAUCUAAUCAGUUUAUCCAACAGUGUAGAUCCUGUGGCAUUUGCUCCAAAUGAAAAUUUUAAAAAGAUAUCUAUAACAUAUGAGGACCAUUGGUUUAUUAUCUGUUUAUCUAAUAAAAAGAUACAUGUGGUAAAACGUAGCAUACAGGCACCUGCCUCGGAAGGAAUAUCUGUUAAUGUAUAA